Molecule: messenger RNA, 1216 nt
Organism: Dioscorea cayenensis subsp. rotundata (Guinea yam)
Lineage: Eukaryota; Viridiplantae; Streptophyta; Magnoliopsida; Dioscoreales; Dioscoreaceae
Product: phytochrome-associated serine/threonine-protein phosphatase-like
Exons: 10
Coding region: 126-1037 (303 amino acids)
Biological process (GO): peptidyl-serine dephosphorylation
Cellular component (GO): cytoplasm
Molecular function (GO): protein serine/threonine phosphatase activity
Source: RefSeq, a predicted model, not a curated record
UUCAUUUUCGUUUUGAUUAUGAGUUGUUUUCCUCGUUUUCGUUCUCAAAUCCCUCGCCAUCUCAGCAUCGUUCUCUUCAGAGCUCCCUUCGAGGGAUUCGAGGGCGGCCGGCCGGCGGCGAAGCCAUGGAUUUGGAUCUAUGGAUAUCAAAGGUCAAGGAUGGGCAGCAUCUCAUGGAGGACGAGCUUCAGCUCCUCUGCGAAUACGUCAAGGAGAUUCUUAUUGAAGAAUCAAAUGUCCAACCGGUUAAUAGCCCUGUCACUGUAUGUGGUGACAUCCAUGGGCAGUUCCAUGAUCUAAUGAAACUAUUCCAAACUGGAGGUCACGUUCCUGAGACAAACUACAUUUUUAUGGGUGAUUUUGUGGAUCGUGGAUAUAACAGUCUGGAAGUUUUUACAAUUCUCUUGCUUCUGAAAGCCAGAUACCCGUCAAAUAUAACUCUUUUGCGGGGGAAUCAUGAAAGUAGGCAAUUAACACAGGUUUAUGGUUUUUAUGAUGAGUGCCAGAGGAAAUACGGCAAUGCUAACGCAUGGCGAUACUGUACAGAUGUUUUUGACUACCUUACAUUGUCAGCAAUCAUAGAUGGAACUGUUCUCUGUGUCCAUGGUGGUCUUUCUCCUGAUAUACGAUCAAUUGAUCAGAUGAGAGUUAUCGACCGGAACUGUGAAAUUCCUCACGAGGGCCCCUUCUGUGAUCUAAUGUGGAGCGACCCUGAAGAGAUUGAAACUUGGGCUGUUAGCCCUCGUGGUGCAGGAUGGCUUUUCGGGUCAAGGGUGACCUCAGAGUUCAACCAUAUAAACAAGCUCGAUCUCGUCUGCCGAGCACACCAGCUCGUCCAGGAGGGUCUAAAGUACAUGUUUCAAGACAAAGGCCUCGUCACUGUGUGGUCUGCGCCCAAUUAUUGUUACAGAUGUGGAAACGUUGCUUCUAUUCUAAGCUUUAACGAGAAUAUGGAAAGAGAGGUCAAGUUCUUCACCGAAACAGAGGAAAACAACCAAAUGAGAGGACCAAGAACAGGAGUACCAUAUUUUUUAUGAAGUCAAGGAAGCUUCAUCUUCCACUUUUGGUAACUGCAUGCAAGGAUCCAAUCUUUACAUCAUGCAGUAAACUUGUAGAUUCCUCUGUAUUGUUGUUAGACCAACAAAACUAUCAGCCUAUCUGAUGAUUUAUGAAUGGGAAUUGGAAUUCUGUUUUUUUCCCCUCCCCUUUUCUUUUA